AUUAUCAAAGCAAGGAUAUAUCAAAAAGAAGCUUUUGCUUUGGGGCUUUGGUGUUAAUUUCUAUUGCAAUUUGCAAACCAGAGCUUGAAUUCUUCGCUCUCUUGUGCUUUCUUUCUUAGCUUCUUCUUUGUUUCUUGUUCUUGUUGGUUAAAGGACUCCCCUCUUCAUAAUUGAAUUGUCAAAGAAAGACAUCAUCAUGUCGAGCUGCAUCGAUGCUGUGCCUGAGCAACUCUGCUACAUCCCCUGCAACUUUUGCAAUAUUGUUCUCGCGGUGAGUGUUCCAUGCAGCAGUCUAUUGGACAUCGUGACCGUCCGAUGUGGGCACUGCACCAAUCUGUGGUCCGUGAACAUGGCCGCUGCCUUUCAGUCACUGUCCUGGCAAGAUGUCCAGGCACAACACAACCAUAACGCACAGAAUUACCGGAUUGAUUCGGGUUCAUCAUCCAAAGGCAACAAGAAGAUUGCAACCAGAGACUCCAUUGCAGAUCAUCGUGCCACUGAGGAAAGGGUCAACCGACCUCCGGAGAAGAGGCAGCGCGUACCCUCUGCUUAUAAUCAGUUCAUAAAGGAGGAGAUUCAGAGGAUCAAGGCCAAUAACCCUGAUAUUAGCCAUAGAGAAGCUUUCAGCACUGCUGCCAAAAACUGGGCGCACUUCCCUCAUAUUCAUUUUGGGCUGAUGUUGGAGACCAACAAUCAAGCUAAGCUGGACAAUGGCUCUGAGAAACAUCUUAUGUCGAGGGCUGCAGUACUAAAAUGAUCACCGUCAUGAUGAUUCUGGCCACAUAAGCAGUGAUCGAAGGAUAUCAAAGUUCUUAGUACAAGAACUGCCUUGACCCUCAUAUUCUUCUUCUUUUUCUUCUUCAUAUGUUUUCAGUACCUGUCACCAGUUAUGCUUAGAGGAUUGUUUCUACUCGACUUUAACGUGAAGCAUACCCUAUGUACUUCAAUAUAUUACUUUGUCAUUCUAAUUCAUCAAGGCUUGUUUUGCUUUCCU
Fragaria vesca subsp. vesca is the source of this 994-nucleotide messenger RNA. Its product is annotated as axial regulator YABBY 5-like. Gene Ontology annotation, biological process: cell fate commitment; multicellular organism development; abaxial cell fate specification. NCBI's taxonomy places the organism in Eukaryota, Viridiplantae, Streptophyta, Magnoliopsida, Rosales, Rosaceae. The record is from RefSeq and is a predicted model, not a curated record. Gene Ontology annotation, cellular component: nucleus. The transcript has 7 exons. The coding region runs from base 197 to 757 and encodes 186 amino acids.